Molecule: messenger RNA, 3201 nt
Organism: Protopterus annectens (West African lungfish)
Lineage: Eukaryota; Metazoa; Chordata; Ceratodontiformes; Protopteridae
Gene: P2RY8
Product: P2Y receptor family member 8
Exons: 4
Coding region: 591-1637 (348 amino acids)
Biological process (GO): blood coagulation; phospholipase C-activating G protein-coupled receptor signaling pathway; positive regulation of Rho protein signal transduction
Cellular component (GO): membrane
Molecular function (GO): thrombin-activated receptor activity
Source: RefSeq, a predicted model, not a curated record
AAAACUGAAAACGCAGCAGGAAGCUUUAACUUCCUUUGCAAUUCAGAAAAGAGAAAAAAAAAAUAGUUGCUACAGUUCAACAACCUAAGAGAAGCACUCUGUCACAAUAAAUGAAGAAGUCUCAACAAUGCUUUAAUACAGACGGUCUUCAUAUUAAAUGGAUGUACAUAUUUCAUAACAGCAGCAGUAUCCGCUGUACCUCUUUCCCAGUCCUACAGUCAUCACAUAUUCUGUGUUUUGUUUUGUUCUUGGUUUUCUUUUCGAUGGUCACAUUUAAUUCAGGGGUUUUCUAAAUGUUCUUGAAAUCCGUCCAUUCUCGGAGAGAGAGUUCUUCUAAAGAAGCCAUAACGUCUGGCAAGUCUUUUUUCAAGGAAGAGUUUGAAUAUAAGUAUUUGGAAGUACUUGUUACUCUUUUUUCUUCCCGGGAGUUUCUCCAAGGUAUACUCAUAAAAUUUAUGAAAAUUCAACGAUUUGAGGUACCCCAGUCUGAAUGCUAUCUUUUCUGUGGUAUACUUCUGCAACCAGAUGAAACGUAUAUGGAUGAUUACAUUUGUUUGUGAACAAGAAAUCCAGAGCUAGAAAAUCCAAUAAUGGCAGAAAAUGUAACACAACUAGAUGAAGAAACUCUACAUAUGCUUCAAAGUAUUUCAAUCAGAGUCACCCUCCCUUUUGUUUACACAAUUGUUGUCUUGUUUAGCAUACCAGGAAAUAGCAUAUCACUGUAUGUUCUCUUUUGUCACAUUAGCCCAAAGACACCCACAGUUAUUUUUAUGAUAAAUCUCGCAAUUACUAAUGUUGCACUUGCUGUAUUUCUGCCAUUUCAAAUUACAUAUCAUCUGAUGGGGAAUCACUGGAUCUUUGGAAAGAACCUCUGUAACAUUUUGACUGUAGCCUUUUAUACCAACAUGUAUUGUUCCAUUCUCACUGUGACAUGUAUUAGUGUCGAAAGAUGUAUAGGAAUUUUAUAUCCAAUUCAAUCAAACAGAUGGAGGAAAAAACAAUAUGCUCUUUUAGCAUGUGGGGGAACGUGGCUUGGUGUGCUGCUUUGUCUAUACCCUCUAGAGAGCACUGAUUUGACCUACAAUGUUCACACACUUAACAUCACUACAUGUUUUGAUGUUCUCAAGUGGAACAUGCUACCAAAUACAGCUGCAUGGGCAGCUUUUCUGUUUACAUUGUUCAUUCUCUUCUUCCUUAUCCCAUUCAUCAUAACUGUAAUCUGCUAUACAGUCAUAAUUUGGAAACUGUUUAAAGCAGCCAAAAGGCAUGAGAACCUGCAGAAGAAAAGAAGAUCAGUUUGCCUAGCUAUAAUUGUACUCUUGGUUUUUAUCACUUGUUUUUCACCAAAUAACUUCAGUAUGCUAGCGCAUAUGAUUAAAAGGCUUUUCUAUAAAGUAGGAAUUUAUCCUGUAUAUAAACUCACUCUGACACUGAGCUGCUUCAGCACUUGCCUUGAUCCAUUUAUCUACUACUAUGCUUCCAAGGAGUUUCGCUGUAAACUUAGAUCAUUAUUUAGAAUGAGUAGGGAGUCUGUAAGCAGUAUUGACAGAGGAGCCUUUUCUUCAAGUCAGCAAGGUGAACUGCUUGAAAUAAACCAAAGACUUUACAGUGAUGGUAACAUUAGGAGACUGUAUUAGGAUUGGAACUAAAUCCUUUGAAGAAAGUGCCCAUGAGAUAGCAACAGCACAUGGCCAAUAAAUCGAAACAGGAAAAGGAGUGGUCAGAUAUUUCAAUGCAAUAGCGCCACAGAAAGUUUGUUGUCAUAGACAAUACAUUUUGAAGAUGGCUUUCCUUUUUAUACUUUGAGUUUAGACUGCAAAACACUGUCUAAAGUUUAUCACAUGAGUACAGUGAGCAAAAGACUUGAAAGGGAUGUUUUCCAGGAUGACUCCAGUACUUGAAUAAAUCCCUUCAGUAGCAGCAAACACUUUUGUCUAGGUGUUGAUAUUAUAAGAAUAAUUUCCUCCAACAAUACCUUUGGCUCAAUAUUAUAUUAAAGAUCGUCACAGAAGUUGAUAUUGUCAGAAGUAUGUGCAGACAUUUUGUAAACAUGCUAGACUAUAACAAUAAAUUUGGCUGAAUGAAAAGCAUAGAAAGUGAUUAAUAAAAAAUAAAGGGAUUGCCUUUUAUUUUACUUUCUUCAGACUAUUUACUUCUGUCAUGGCGGAGAUGUCCAUAAAAGCUAAAACAGUCUGUGACUGUACUUCUAUAGCAAACUAAGUCAAAGGAUUCAAAGCAAUUCAAGUGAUUAUGUAAGAUGAGUUAAGAGUUUAAGUUUAAAUAUAAAACCAAAUAAUGCAAAGCUAUGAAACUAGAAAUAAAGUUAUAUAUGGAUAAGAAAAUGGGAAUGCACACUAGACAAAGCAUAUAGAUUAAAGUGUGACUUCUAUUUUUACACGAAAGCCAAGACUAGACUGGGUUUCCAAUAUAAAUCUUAAACAAGAUCUGCAGUGCAUCAAAGGACUAGUAUUAUAUUAGCAUGAAAAAUAAUCCAUUGUCAUUUCAUAUACAGUCUUGAUGAUGUUACAUCUAGAAUGCUGUAUGCACUUCCAAAGUUUUUAUUUAGGUUAUAGCCAGCAUGGACUCAAAAGCCUACAGAAAAAUGUAAGGAUGAUUAAUUUUAGAUGAGACUGCAAUUAAGAAGAAAGAAAAGUCCCUCAGGUUGAUCAUAGAAAACAAAUGGCUACAACAGAAUUUGUGGUUAGUUAUAGGAAAAAAUAGUGGAAAUGCUUUAGCUGUUUAAAAUUCUGUAUCCCUAAUUGCAAUAAUGUGAAGUUCAGGUGUUUCUCAGAUCGAAAUCAAAGAAAAAUAUAUCAUUCACAAAAGAUCUUGAGGCUUGCAGGAGAACUGUAGGGAAGCUGCCUAUGACACCAUUUUUACUUGUAAAUAAAAUGCAUCUUUUUUGCAGGAUUAAGUUGUCUAAACCGCAAAGUGACAUAUUCAUUUAACACAAUUUUAUAGAAAAUGUCAGCAGUGAUGAGAUUAUGUGGCUUAGCUGUAACGUAGUUUUCGCAGUGGUAACAGUAAUAUCUCCAGUACAAGCAUACUGGGGUUAUAAUGUUUAGCUGUAAAUUAGCCUCUGCUCUGAAAAGGUAAAGUAAAGAUUCUCGGUUACAGUAAUACAUGUAUAUGUAGUGUGUAUCUAAACUGUAUAAAACUGAUGCUGCCAAAAGACAUAAAUUAAAAUGCGAACUUAACAGA